This is a messenger RNA of Gordionus sp. m RMFG-2023, 593 nucleotides long. RefSeq names its product small ribosomal subunit protein uS17-like. The coding region runs from base 59 to 526 and encodes 155 amino acids. Gene Ontology annotation, biological process: translation. NCBI's taxonomy places the organism in Eukaryota, Metazoa, Nematomorpha, Gordioida, Chordodea, Parachordodidae. The transcript is spliced from 4 exons. Gene Ontology annotation, cellular component: ribosome; cytosolic small ribosomal subunit. Gene Ontology annotation, molecular function: structural constituent of ribosome. The record is from RefSeq and is a predicted model, not a curated record.
AUUCCUGUAUUUAUAGUGGAGAUUUGUUCAAAUAUAUUCCAUCGUUUCCUUCAUCAAUAUGGCAGAUCAAACUGAAAGAGCCUUUCAAAAGCAACAAGUGAUAUUUCAAAAUAGAAAAGCUACCGUCAAGAAACAGAAGCAAGGUUUAAGAUAUUACAAGAAUAUUGGUCUAGGAUUCAAGACCCCGAGAGAAGCUAUUGUAGGAACAUACAUCGAUAAAAAAUGUCCCUUCACAGGUGAUAUACACAUCAGAGGUAGAAUUCUUACAGCUAUAGUAUUAAAGACUAAAAUGCAGAGAACUAUAGUAGUUAGACGUAAUUAUUUGCACUAUAUCCGCAAAUACAAUAGAUUCGAAAAAAGGCAUAAAAAUAUUUCUGUGCAUCUUUCUCCUUGCUUCAGAGAUGUACAGAGUGGAGAUAUUGUAACUAUUGGAGAAUGCAGACCUCUCAGUAAAACUGUUAGGUUCAAUGUUUUGAAAGUUACAAAGGCUUCUGGAUCGAAAAAGAAAAAAUUUCAGAAAUUUUAAUUUUUUUUAUAUAUAUAUAUUUAUUUUUGAAUAAUUAUUUGAACUUGAAAUAAAUACCAAUUUAAUC